UUUCUCAGAGAAUCCUGGGAAAUCACAAUGGCCGCUCUCUCGGGGGUACCGUGGAUUCGCCCUUUGCGGCGGUUAUUGUCGCAUUUGAAUGGGUCCGGUAGGCAAGCUGGUGGCUGUCGGAGGGUUUCGGUGAAUAUCCCAAGCUGCGGGGCACAGCAGCUCAGGAAGCUGUCCGGAGGACCGGGCGGUGAGGCCGGGGUCGCCAGUCCGUGGCGCUUGUUUGGGGCGUUGUGUCUGCAGAGGUUACCGGUUAUAGCGCAGAAGCCGAGUGCAAUUGAGGAACAGUUCGCGCAGCUCACACGUCAGAUGGACCUGGAGAAUAGUCUGUUUUCGGACCAUGAGCUGAGGUUGCAGGAAGAGGCUGAACGCAUGAGACGUAAGAAGGAUGACUAUGAUUCGGAUGAAGAAGACUCUGCCGGGCAGGACAUUAUCACUGCCGAAGACCUCGAGGAUUCUUGGGAGCAGAGAUUCAAGAAGGUCCAGCCUUCUCUGGUGUUUAAAGAGACAAGUGAGCUGAAUCUGGGCUCUGCAGACCGGUGCCUUGCGGACAGCUUGCUCCUAUUGGCCAGGCAGCGUGUGGUUGACCAGGACUUGUGGCUCCUGCCUCAGAUGCAGUGGCAGGCUGGGGAGACGCUGCGGCACACGGCAGAGAGGGCGCUCGCAUCCCUGCCAGGUUCUGGCUUUAAGGCGACCUUCCUGGGUAAUGUACCGUGUGGAGUUUACAAGUACAAAUUCCCAGAGAAUGUGCGGACCGAGAGCUGUGUUGGCGCCAAGGUCUUCUUCUUCAAAGCUCUGCUGUCGACACACAGUGAUUCGCCACCUCAGGACAGCCUCAUGUGGUUGAGAAAGGAUGAACUGCAGAGCUACCUUAGACCUGCCUACCUGGAGAAGGUGAAUCGCUUUGUGUUGAACUUCUGAUGCUCCGGAGAUGGACAGGAAACCUCGAGAGGAUUUUCAAAGUCAUGCGUGUUUGUUCCUGCUGACACCAUUAAUCUCAACAUUUCAAUAGAAUUAUAAUGUGUCCAUCUUCAUGUGGCUACAUAUUUAGCCAAAUAUAAUUAAAUGUUUUUUUUUAUUAUUUAA
This is a messenger RNA of Paramormyrops kingsleyae, 1083 nucleotides long. RefSeq names its product mitochondrial ribosomal protein L46 (gene mrpl46). The record is from RefSeq and is a predicted model, not a curated record. Gene Ontology annotation, cellular component: mitochondrial large ribosomal subunit. NCBI's taxonomy places the organism in Eukaryota, Metazoa, Chordata, Actinopteri, Osteoglossiformes, Mormyridae. Gene Ontology annotation, molecular function: structural constituent of ribosome.